Molecule: messenger RNA, 426 nt
Organism: Gilbertella persicaria
Lineage: Eukaryota; Fungi; Mucoromycota; Mucoromycetes; Mucorales; Choanephoraceae
Product: thioredoxin-like protein 4A
Exons: 5
Coding region: 1-426 (141 amino acids)
Biological process (GO): mRNA splicing, via spliceosome
Cellular component (GO): spliceosomal complex; U4/U6 x U5 tri-snRNP complex; U5 snRNP
Source: RefSeq, a predicted model, not a curated record
AUGUAUUUUUUACCUCACUUAACUAAUGGUUGGCAAGUAGACCAAGCUAUCUUGUCAGAAGAAGACCGUGUUGUAGUCAUUCGAUUUGGACACGAUUGGGACCCUACUUGUAUGCAAAUGGAUGAAAUUCUUUACAGUAUUGCUGAAAAAGUAAAGAAUUUUGCAGUUAUUUAUUUGGUUGAUAUUACUGAAGUUCCAGAUUUCAAUAAGAUGUACGAAUUAUAUGAUCCAUGCACAACCAUGUUCUUUUUCCGUAACAAGCAUAUCAUGGUUGAUUUAGGUACAGGUAACAACAACAAGAUCAAUUGGGCCCUGGAUGAUAAGCAAGAAAUGAUUGAUUUGAUAGAAACUGUUUAUCGUGGUGCAAGAAAAGGAAGAGGUUUAGUGGUGUCCCUCAAGGAUUAUUCAACAAAAUACCAAUACUAG